ACGCCAUCCAACCCUAAACCACCGUCGCACAUUCGAACGCGCCGCCACUCCCCACUCAACCUCACCUCCCGCCCCCCGCCACAUUCCCUCCUUCACGCCUGCUCGCCUUCCGGCAACAGAUCCGGCGGGGCCUCGCCGGACGAUGCACCGGCCAAGGCCUCUCCUUCCAAGAGCUUCCCUCACGCCAUGGAGGGAUUCACUUCUACCGCCACAAGAUCUACGCCCUCACUCACCUGCCUCACCUCCGGUCACUACCUCUCCUCCUCCUCUUCCUAAAAACUCGGCCUCUUCCUUCCAUUGCAACACCACAUGGACAUGCCCAGCUGCACGACGAGAUGCCGGCCGCGACACCAGGCCCUCCGCAGCGACGGACUCGAUCCAGGAUGUGAACUACAGCAAAAUGCUCAAGGAUGAGGAGUGCUACCCUGCCAUUGCAGUCUAUGUCUGGCCCAGCAUCGCUGCUUGCAUUAUUAUCAAAAGCUUCUCGGAGUUGGUGGGCCUGCACUCUGCUUGUGUGCUAUAGUGGGCACUGCAAAACCUGGCUCGCUGACUGGCCUCGUCUUCAAGGAAAGAAGACAGUCUGGGAUGAAUCUUCGCUAGUGGCAGUGGUGGCCUUCUCUUCCUCUGCAUGGUUUAGUUGGAAGCCUGGGAGCAUACGAGGAGAUUGCCUGAUGCAUGAGUCAUGUUUGGAAGCCCACAAGUCGCUGUUCCUGAAACGGAAAAUUGAAUGUUGGGUUGUAUUGGACUGUAUGCGAACUGCUUCUAGGACUGUUAUUUUGGACUGUUGAUCUAUUGUGAUCUCUGGAGUGUUAGAUAUGUUUUGAUUGCCAAAUACUGGUGCUGUGUGUA
Messenger RNA from Lolium rigidum, 849 nucleotides. RefSeq lists its product as uncharacterized. Bases 411 to 788 code for a protein of 125 amino acids. The record is from RefSeq and is a predicted model, not a curated record. The transcript is spliced from 5 exons. Lineage: Eukaryota; Viridiplantae; Streptophyta; Magnoliopsida; Poales; Poaceae.